AUGUUCUUUGAUUUUUAUUUUAGUCGCGUUAAACCUCUUGGUGAAUGUCUUGUUUUUAAAAAUUCUGAUAAAGAAACUCAUGUUGAAAUUCAUGAAUCAGUUCGUAGUAAAGAUGUUUUUAUUAUUCAAACGGGUUCAACAAAAGAUCCUAAUGAUAAUCUUAUGGAACUUAUGAUAAUGAGCUAUGCAUGUAAAACAUCAUGUGCAAGAAGUAUUAUUGGAGUUUUACCUUAUUUACCUUAUAGCAAACAAAGUAAACAGAGAAAACGUGGAUGUAUUGCGAUGAAACUUGUUGCUCAAAUGCUUGUUAAAGCAGGCUUAACACAUGUAAUAACUGUUGAUUUACAUCAAAAAGAAAUUCAAGGAUUUUUUGAUAUCCCAGUUGAUAAUUUACGUGCAUCAUCUUUUCUUGUUGAUUAUGUUAAAGAACAAAUCCCUGAUUGGCGUAAUGCUGUUAUAGUUGCACGUAAACCUAAUCAAGCUAAACGUGUAACAGGUUUUGCUCAACGAUUAAAAUUACAUAUUGCUGUUAUACAUGGUUGUCAAGAUCGAGAAAAUGAAAUUGAAGAAACUGAUGGACGAAAUUCACCACCACCAUCAUCUUCUGGUUUAGAUAAUCUUGUACCGAUGUCAGAUCGUCGAAGUGUAUUUACAAUUCCUUCACUUGCAUUAGGCGAACAAGUUAAUGUCAAAGGUAAUUUACCAAUGGAUGUUGUCGGUGAUGUUGGUGGUCGAAUAGCUAUAAUUGUUGAAGAUAUGAUUGAUGAUGUACCCGGUCUUGUACAAGCAGCUGAUAUACUUUUUGAUCGUGGUGCAUAUAAAAUCUAUGCACUAGCAACACAUGCUUUAUUUACAUGUGAUGCACCAUUAUUAAUUGAAAAGUCUCGAAUAUCUGAAGUUAUUAUAACAAAUACAGUACCACAUGAAUUUGCUAAACUUCAAUGUUCAAAAAUAAGAACAGUUGAUAUUAGUUUACUUUUAUCAGAAGCUAUUCGUCGUAUACAUAAUCAAGAAUCAAUGAGUUAUUUAUUUCAUAAUGUUGAACCAAAUGAUUGA
Molecule: messenger RNA, 1056 nt
Organism: Rotaria sp. Silwood2
Lineage: Eukaryota; Metazoa; Rotifera; Eurotatoria; Philodinida; Philodinidae
Source: the annotation of a GenBank genome assembly